Molecule: messenger RNA, 3647 nt
Organism: Microplitis mediator
Lineage: Eukaryota; Metazoa; Arthropoda; Insecta; Hymenoptera; Braconidae
Product: serine/arginine repetitive matrix protein 2-like
Exons: 1
Coding region: 1163-2776 (537 amino acids)
Molecular function (GO): zinc ion binding; nucleic acid binding
Source: RefSeq, a predicted model, not a curated record
UUCGACAUCGACCCGUGGUUUAAAAAUUAUUUGAAAUAAUAAAUAAUUACCCGGUGAGCAACUUUUGGUGACAUCUAUGACGAAAAAUUCCGACUUUGACCGAGCAAACGAUCCAACGCAUGGAUUGAAACGAGAGAUCCGGGAUAGACGCCGAACUGAACGGCCACGUUAUUUUUUUAUUUGAACAAUUCGACCCGACCAAAUGAACAAUAUUCGAUUCCGACGUUUGAACGAUUUGAUUAACGACAUUUAAGAUCAAUUCGAGUUUGAUCCGAAUAAUGAAUCGCGAAAAAAUAACUUCGACCGACAAUAACCGACUCCUGUGAACAAGUGAACAAGCCGAAGCAUCGGCGUGAAUCGGAACAAAGUGUACGACUGAAUUGUUUUGUUAAUAAACGAGUGAAGUGCCAUAAUGAUUAAUUAAUGAAAUAAUUAAUUUCGCGUAAUAACGGUGUGAUAGUGAAAUUGAACGCGUUACCGAAAUAAAAUAUUAUUUUAUAUUUUAUUUUAUUUCAUCGAGCAAUUCUGAGAAUUACGGAUUAUCCGUGUCUCAUUCGUACCGCAGUCGAGUCUUACGUUUACAAUACUCUGACGUCAUUCGUCAAGUAUUUUGUGUGAAAAAUAAAAUAAGUUUAUUUUAUUUCGAAAAUCGACUGUGUUUCUCCGAGCAAUGAACUAAUUGUGUUUUCGACCAACUACGAUUUUUUUUUGAUAAUAUUGUUUAUAUCGAAUCAAGCCGACAACGGCAGUUAGAUUUUUUUGUAACCGAUAACUUUAUUUGUGAAACCGAUCAACGAUUUUGUUUAAUUAAAUACGACUGAUUAUUUGUUUAAUUCUGAUCAAUUAUUUAUCGUAAUCUUAAGUGCCUGACCUUUCCCCGAUCCGCCACCCUGAGUCGACAUUUUUUUGAUAAUUGUUUAUUUGGUGAUUGUUACAUCACCUGGCGCCCAACUUAAUUAAUUUUGAACAAGGUUGCCAAAAAUCGUAAGUGUAUUCGGACUUCACUCCGGUAGAUCCCCGGUGGUGAAAAACCCGUUACAUAUUUUGGCGCCCAACGUGGGGCACAAAAGGUCAGAAGGCACGGAUCUACGUAAGAUUACGAUCGACAAUUUUGAACGAACCGUUUACGACUCGACCCGUUAAAUUGAUCAACUUCGCCAAGAUGUUCCAUUCACCGCCAACGACUCGACCGACCAAUCUGGACACGACAUGGCAGAACAAUCGAUUCAUGGAACAGAUAUCCACACUGACCGACCAGGUCAACCGAACAAUCGAACAACGACUGAUACCGACCAAUCAGAACAAUCGAACAACCGAAGAACGACCGAUAUCGAUCACACCACCGCUGAUUUUCCGAACCGGAACGACGCCACUUGCUUCACCGACACCGUCUAAUCGAGAAAGAUCGAUCAGUACUUGCUUUGAGGCUAUGCAAGAACAUGCUAGCCUAUCCGCUGAGAGAAGACGCCUAGAAGCCAUUGAACGAGAGAUGGCCCGACAAAUCGAAGCCCUCCGUUCCCAGGAGGAAGCUGUCGCAGCUGCACGGCGCAAGCUGACAGCUCAAACACCGAGUUCGGUAGGAUACGAAUCCGGUUACGAAUGGAUCAACGACUUAGAAUCGAAGCAGAUACGCGAAUUCCUGCUUACACUAAAUGCUAGCGUUUCAGGAACCGAAGAAUCUCGACGUGACCGACUAUAUCGUGCGCUACGAAGAAAGCGACACGCCGACACACCUUGGACAAUCAACGACCAACCAGCAGCGAUUACGACCGGGAACAAUUAUGAACAACGUCCACCGAACGAACCGAAGAACGAAUCGAUAAGAGAAGACACCGAUUCUAGCAGUGGUUACUCAUCGAGUGAUUCAAAACGAUCAACGACACCGACAUCGAGUAUUUCCUCGACACCGACAUCGAUAACACCUCCAGAAAUGACACCGACAAUACUGCCAAAAUCGACACCGACUAUAUCGCCGAUACCGACACCGACAACAUCGCCAAAUACGACAUCGACAACAUCGCAAACACCGAUAUCAAAUCCAUCGUCGAAAUUAACAUCGAAUAUACCGCCGAAAACGACAUUGACAUCGAUUAUAUCGCCGACGACGACACCGACAUCGAAAAUGUCACCGAAAUCGACUAUACCGCCAAAAUCGACACCGUAUAUAUCGCCGAAACCGACAACAUUACCGAAAACGACAUCGACAUCAAUUAUAACGCCGAAAACGACACCGACAUCGAAAAUAUCGCCGACACCGAAAUCGAUUAUAUCGCCGAAACCGGCCCCGAGAAGCCGACGAGCCGAUUUGAGACCGACAAUCGAAAUGAAGCGUCGUGGUAAGUGCUUCAAUUGUCGACAAGCAGGUCAUGGUCAUCAUGACUGCCCGAAACCACGCCGAUCUGGAUAUUGCUGGUCCUGUGGUGCUGAAAACGGCCCAAACCCGACUUGCUGGACUUGCAACCGAUACUGGUCAAGAUCGAGGAAUGACCAGGCCGAACAACGAAUGCCGACCAACCGAUUACCACCGAACGAUAGACCGAACAACGACCGCCGAUCCAUCGACUACUACCGAACAAAGAACCGAACCGAUCAAACGACCAACCGAACAAGCAAAUCAGGUUACGAGGUUCAACCUGACGAUCAAACCGGAAAACGACCACGAAGAACAACCACCGAUCAACGCGAACAAAUCGACCAAACACCUCGAAACCCCGUGUCAAUGUCUGGGGGGAGGUUUUGUAACAUGAGGAAAAUUCGACAUCGACCCGUGGUUUAAAAAUUAUUUGAAAUAAUAAAUAAUUACCCGGUGAGCAACUUUUGGUGACAUCUAUGACGAAAAAUUCCGACUUUGACCGAGCAAACGAUCCAACGCAUGGAUUGAAACGAGAGAUCCGGGAUAGACGCCGAACUGAACGGCCACGUUAUUUUUUUAUUUGAACAAUUCGACCCGACCAAAUGAACAAUAUUCGAUUCCGACGUUUGAACGAUUUGAUUAACGACAUUUAAGAUCAAUUCGAGUUUGAUCCGAAUAAUGAAUCGCGAAAAAAUAACUUCGACCGACAAUAACCGACUCCUGUGAACAAGUGAACAAGCCGAAGCAUCGGCGUGAAUCGGAACAAAGUGUACGACUGAAUUGUUUUGUUAAUAAACGAGUGAAGUGCCAUAAUGAUUAAUUAAUGAAAUAAUUAAUUUCGCGUAAUAACGGUGUGAUAGUGAAAUUGAACGCGUUACCGAAAUAAAAUAUUAUUUUAUAUUUUAUUUUAUUUCAUCGAGCAAUUCUGAGAAUUACGGAUUAUCCGUGUCUCAUUCGUACCGCAGUCGAGUCUUACGUUUACAAUACUCUGACGUCAUUCGUCAAGUAUUUUGUGUGAAAAAUAAAAUAAGUUUAUUUUAUUUCGAAAAUCGACUGUGUUUCUCCGAGCAAUGAACUAAUUGUGUUUUCGACCAACUACGAUUUUUUUUUGAUAAUAUUGUUUAUAUCGAAUCAAGCCGACAACGGCAGUUAGAUUUUUUUGUAACCGAUAACUUUAUUUGUGAAACCGAUCAACGAUUUUGUUUAAUUAAAUACGACUGAUUAUUUGUUUAAUUCUGAUCAAUUAUUUAUCGUAAUCUUAAGUGCCUGACCUUUCCCCGAUCCGCCACCCUGA